Messenger RNA from Adineta steineri, 1500 nucleotides. The record is from the annotation of a GenBank genome assembly. Lineage: Eukaryota; Metazoa; Rotifera; Eurotatoria; Adinetida; Adinetidae.
AUGAAUGAAAGACGUUCAAGUAUUCAUUCAGAUACUAAAGAUGACGAUGAUGAUGAUGAUCAAUUAUUAGGACUAACAACAGAAUCUGAGCGACAACAUGAACGUAUGAUAUUAAAUACUAUAGAUGAGCCAACAAUUGGAAUUAAUGCAACGCAUACAAAAGAAUUAUCAGAUACAGAACCAUUAUUAGAUGAAAUCAGAGUAGAGCCACCAACAGGUGGUACAUUCAUGUGUUCAGAUGCGCCUGCACGUUAUGUGGUUGCUAUAUGGGCGUUCUUUGGGUUUUUUUGUCUGUAUGCUAUGCGAGUUAAUUUAUCUGUAGCGAUUGUCGCUAUGGUAACACCACAAAGUGCUUUGAAUCAAUCAGCUCAAUCAUGUCCAACGCCGAUUAAAAAUUCUACUGGACCUCCACAAAAAUACGAAUUUGAUUGGAAUCCAACUGUUGAAGGUGCUAUUCUUGGAGCAUUUUUUUACGGUUAUCUUGCAAUGCAAAUAAUAGGAGGAAAUUUGGCUGAGAAAGUUGGUGCUAAAUGGAUAUUUGGUGGAGGAAUAUUAAUAGCUGGUAUAUUAACACUUUUAACACCAUUAGCAGCUCGUACUGAUUAUCGUUUACUUUUUGCAAUACGAUUUAUAACUGGUGUUGUUUCUAGUCCAGGAUUUCCAUCUGCAGCUGCUCUUUGGGGAAAAUGGAUACCAGCAUCAGAACGUAGUACCAUUCCACCUGCAUCUCAAACUGGUGCAAACUUUGGCAUUAUUUUGAGUACUCCAUUAAUUAGUUAUAUGAUUGAAGAUAAUUUUCUAGGUGGAUGGCCAUCCGCAUUUUAUGUUUUUGGUGUUAUAUCUUGUUUAUGGUUUGUUGGUUGGUGUUUUUUUGGUUUUAAUUCACCAGAUCAACAUCCACGUAUAUCAAAAAAAGAACUUCUUUAUAUUCAAAAAAAUACAGCAACUACUCGUAAACGUAUAAAAACACCAUGGGUUAAAAUAUUUACAUGUCCACCAGUAUAUGCUAUUGCUGUAAUGCAUAAUGGUCUUAUAUUUGCACUUCCUUAUUUUGCACAAUUUUUAGUUACCAUCAUAGUUGGAACUAUAGUAGAUCGUAUUCGAGCACGAAAGCUUCUAUCAAUUACAGUAUUACGAAAAGGACAAACAAUUAUUGGAACUGUAGGUACAUGUUCAUUUUUAAUUGCUAUCGGUUAUAUGGGAUGUAAUCAUAUUGGUGCUGUUAUUUGUUGUAUUCUUGCUGUUGCUUUUCUUGGAACAUUAGUGGGGUUUACAAAUACUGUGGCAACAAUACCAGGGUUUAUUGGACCUUUGGUUGUAGGUGCUCUUACAAAUAAAAAUCAAACGAUUGAAGCUUGGCGUCAUAUAUUUAAUAUUGCAGCUGGUAUUGGUGCAUUUGGUUGUCUUUUUUAUUGUAUUUUCUUUAAUGGUGAAGAACAACCAUGGAAUCGAACUUAUGAAUCGAUUGAUGAAGAUGAGACAACAACAACAAAUGCAUAG